CCGACCAUUGGUCCUCAAUUUGCCGACCAAUCAUUGGGAAAGUGCCCACGAAAAUAUCCAAUUAAUAGGAAAAAUUUACAAUGGAGCAGCUGGGAGAAGGACAAGCAGUUGUGGUUGGUAGUGCAGGAGGAACCGUCCAAGUUGUCCAAAUGGGUCAAGGAGGUCAAGCGAUGAUGUUGCCACAAGCGAUACAAGUUGCAGCGCCAAAUGGACAAAUACAAGUUGUUCCAGUAUCUAGUUUAACUAGUACAGGUCAACAAAUUGUAAUUCAACAGCCACAAACACCACAAAUCAUUCAAACUCCAGAUGGGCAAACAUACAUUUAUCAGCCAGUUCAACUUGAAGGUCAAGUUCAGCAAGCACAACCAACAGUCAUCAAUAUUAAUGGGAACCUCAUGCAAAUUGCUGGGACAACGUCGCAAACCACAGCUGCUGCAGCAACCACAACACCAGUACAACCUUUAGCAAGUCCUACAGCAACAGCGUCUCAGGCAGGAAAUGUUGUCAUGAUGGUGCCAGGAAAUAGUGGACAGACACAAUUUCAGAGGGUAGCAUUGCCAAAUGCAGAAGUUUUUGAAGAAGAGCCUUUAUAUGUAAAUGCAAAACAGUACAGGCGUAUAUUAAAACGACGUCAAGCCCGUGCUAAAUUAGAAGCAGAAGGAAAGAUACCUAAGGAAAGACCAAAGUACCUCCACGAGUCUCGCCAUCGACAUGCAAUGAACAGAAUUCGCGGUGAAGGUGGUCGUUUUCAUUCCGGUCAAGUAAAAAAGCGAAAAACAAACGAAAACUCCAUGAUUACCCAGCACAUCACAACUUCGACCAGCACCAAUACCGUUCGUACUAUAGCAAUAGCAGCAGCAAAUGUAGGUGUACAGUAUCACGACACAGACAAUAUGGCCUCCACCAUAGUCAUUGAAAAACAAGGUAUUCCUCUUCAAGAUAUGAUCUCUGAAGAUGAUAUUGUUACCUCAAACAACUGCUUAAUGUAGAUAAAUAUUUAAAUUAGA
Molecule: messenger RNA, 1007 nt
Organism: Habropoda laboriosa
Lineage: Eukaryota; Metazoa; Arthropoda; Insecta; Hymenoptera; Apidae
Gene: Nf-YA
Product: nuclear transcription factor Y subunit alpha
Exons: 7
Coding region: 81-989 (302 amino acids)
Biological process (GO): regulation of transcription by RNA polymerase II
Cellular component (GO): CCAAT-binding factor complex
Molecular function (GO): DNA-binding transcription factor activity, RNA polymerase II-specific; RNA polymerase II cis-regulatory region sequence-specific DNA binding
Source: RefSeq, a predicted model, not a curated record